AUGACAGGACAAAGCUCGAUGGAAACAUCACAUCUAUCUCAUCAACAAGAUUUAAUUGACCCGAGUUCGCAUCCAAACGGGAGACAGGACAGGAGUUUGAGACGAAGAACAUAUACAGAGAGCAUCUUCGUGCAGUGCGAACCAACUACGAUGUGCAACGGACAUUCAACUCGGGUAAGCCAAGGCGGCUCAAUUGCUGUUCUUCGACCUACAUCACAUUUCGCGCGGCUACAACCUGAAGAAGAGAUGCUCUUGUUAUUCAGCAAUCAGUUUUCCAAUCCAGGAACAAGCGUCGAGAUCCAAGGUUGGUCUGAAGAAGAAGCACAAGACCAACAUUGGGUAGUCAUCCAUCGUGAUGGAGAUUUAUCACAACCUGUUAGAGACACAUCGAAUCCGCUGUACUCUUUUUCCUUGGGAACAAGACCAAAGAUUGUAGAGUUGCCACAGCGAUUGGACCUGGGUGUUGGCGAUGCUGGAAUCAUCGGUCGCAGAGUCUCGGUCAUGAUGGGGUCGAUUCAGGGACCACUGACUGUUGCCGAAGGCAUUAUUGGCUGGAAUUGA
Messenger RNA from Plenodomus lingam JN3, 561 nucleotides. Lineage: Eukaryota; Fungi; Ascomycota; Dothideomycetes; Pleosporales; Leptosphaeriaceae. The record is from RefSeq and is a predicted model, not a curated record.